AUGGACAUUAAAGUAAUGCUACAAAGUGCAUACACUAAGAAACUACGAGAUGCUGCUGUCCGCUACGAGAUCGAGGCGGGCAACGAAGGCGGCGCCUUCUCCAUAGACGCCACCACGGGGCGCGUCGUGGUGGCUGGACAACUCGAUUACGAAAAGCGCAAAAUGUACGAGCUGCGGCUGGCCGCAUCGCGGGGACGCGAGGCAUCGACAGCGCCGGCCGUGUCCCGGGCAGAGCUCGUGGUGACGCUGCUGGACGCCAACGACCUCCCGCCGGUCUUCCAGCAGCCCGUGUACCGCGCAGAGCUGCAGGAGGAGGAGGACCCCGCCCACCUGCCCAGGAGGAUACUCACGGUGAAGGCUGUGGACGGCGACGUGGAGCGUCCACAAGACGUGGUGUAUUCCAUCUCGGGGCCAGGAGUCGCUCUUGAUAGAAGUGAUGAUGGACACUUUCGAGUGGACGCCAACACAGGCGACGUGUUCGUCCUUACGCCCCUGAACCGCGACCCCCCGGACGGCCGCCCUCUGUGGCGGUUCACGGCGUUCGCGCAGGACGAUGGCGGCGCCGGACUGGUGGGCUACGCGGACGUGCAGGUGGCCCUCACCGACGUCAACGACAACGCGCCCACCUUCCCGCAGCAGCCCUACCACGGACAAGUCAUCGAAAACGCGCCAGCAGGUACGUUCAUCCUGAAUGUGACAGCAGUGGACAUGGACGAUCCUUAUGAGGGAAGCAACGCGAGGGUCAGAUAUUCCAUUGAGAAGAACGCUGUGGAUGAGGACACGGACUCGGCCAUAUUUAAAAUUGACGUAGACACGGGCGAAGUGUCGACUGCAAUCUGUUGCCUGGACCGCGAGCGCACGCCUGGUUACUCCAUCCAGGUGGUCGCCACAGACGGAGGGGGACUCCAAGGAACUGCUACCAUAUCAAUUUCAGUGAGGGAUGUUAACGAUACGCCGCCGAAAUUCUCGAAGGAUGAAUGGUUUGUAGAAGUUGAUGAAACAGACGGCGAUAAUCUACCACAAAAACCUAUCCUCACAGUGACUGUACGGGACCAAGACGAGCAAAACGUGUUUCAGUACGAGGUAAUAGCAAACAGUGGUUACGGAGCAAAUAAAUUUGCACUUGUGCGAAACAAUGACGGAACUGGUUCGUUGAAAGUGGUUAAGCCACUGGAUUAUGAAGACGUCCAUGGUAACGUUCUGAGAUUCAAAAUUCAAGUCACUGACAUGAAUGAGAAUGAUACGACGGAACAGCAUCACACGACCUAUUCGUGGGUUUCUGUCAAGCUCAGGGAUAUCAACGACAACGCCCCAGUAUUUGACCAUUCCAGCACUGAGAUUACGGUGCCAGAGGACACAGCAGUUGGAAAAGUAAUUGCGGCAUUUGAAGCAAAAGACGCAGACCAGGAUGGAAAGAGCGGCGUAACUUACUCCAUAGAUCACAGCUCCAACAAUGGAAGACACUUCCACGUAAACCGUUUCGGACAGGUGCUUGUCCAGAGAGAACUGGACAGGGAAGAGACAGCUAGGCAUACGGUGAAUAUUUUAGCAGUAGAUGAUGGAACACCUGCAAAGACAUCCACAGCAACACUGACAGUAAUUGUUGAAGAUGUUAAUGAUAAUGCUCCUCAUCUUUUAGAAAAUUAUGAGGCCAUUUUGUCUGAACAUACUUCUCCUACAGAAAUACUAGAAAUAUUUGGAGCUGAUGCUGAUGACUAUUCCAGAAAUAAUGGACCUCCUUUCACCUUUCGGCUGCAUCCCAGUGCAAAUGAUCAAAUACGAUCAUCAUUUGCUGUGUAUUUUGAUCGCAAGGGCCCAAACGGCCAUGGAUCAGCAAUAAUAACAUCACUAAGGUCAUUUGAUCGAGAGGAAAAGAAAGAAUAUUUCAUACCAAUACUAGUGACAGAUUCUGGUUACCCACCACUGACAGGAACAACUACUGUAAGAAUUGUUAUUGGUGAUAUCAAUGACAAUAAAAUGAAACCUGGGAGAAAAAAUAUACAAGUUUACAAAUACCAGGAUCAAACUCCAGAAACAGAUAUUGGAAGGAUAUAUGUUCAAGAUCCAGAUGACUGGGAUUUACCGGACAAGAAAUUCUACUGGCUGGCAGAUGAACAUCAUAGAUUUAAAGUUAAUGAAGCCUCAGGAAUGAUUACAAUGAAAUACAACACACCAGAAGGGAUAUACAAUUUGGCAUUCAGAGUAUCUGAUCACAGACAUUCACAAAACAAUGUUUCAGCAACUGUGACUGUUACUGUGAAACAGAUUCCCGUUGAUGCCAUAAUCAGCUGUGGUUCUGUAAGAAUUUCACAUCUUUCUGAUGAAGACUUCAUCAAGGAAUGGAACAACACUGAAAAUUAAUUGCAGGAAAGUAAGGCAGAACGAUUUAAGCAAGCCUUGUCAGAAGUUCUGAAUACUGAAAAGAAAAAUCUUGACAUAUUCAGUGUAAGGCAACAUAGAAGAACAAUACCUAUGUUAGACAUCUUCUUUUCUGUAAAAGAUUCAAGAUACAGUAACCCUGAAAAGAUAAAUGGGCUACUUCAAGUACAUAAAGCAGAGUACGUUCAUCUCAUAUUGGAUUAUUGUAAAUCAGCUGAUGUUAGGGAAACAAAAAAUAUGACAACAUCGUUUUUCAAUGGAACAAGUUGCCUGGUUAAGGGGAAAUUACCAAUAUUUGGAGGGCACCUGACUUUAAACAGCCCUCUGCAGAUUGGUGGCAUUUACUGGGAUGAAACAUCACAGGAAACAUUUAAAUGGAAUGCAAGUCCAAAUGCUGUUGGCUUCACAGGGUGUAUAAGGAAUCUUUAUUACAAUGGACAGAUUUUGGACUUGUCUGAUGUACUGCUGUCAUUGGGCACAAUAACUGGUUGUUCUCAUACAAAGCCUGCAUGCAGCAAUCUGGACUGCUCUGGACAUGGGACCUGCCAAGCAGACCUUACAGCCAGAGAACCAUGGUGUUGGUGUGAUGCUGGGUGGAGGGGUCCAAGUUGCUCUUCACCAACACAACCUGUCACAUUUCUACCUCACAGUUACGUCAAGUUUGCACUCUCAUUUGAAAUUGGGCACUUCACAACUUUUAUCCAGCUCAGAUUCAGGACAGAGGAAAAGGAUGGUGAAUUAUUUGGUCUGUCUGAUCAACAGUCUCUGGAGUAUGCCAUCCUUGAGAUACAACAUGGAUAUUUAUAUUUUCGUUAUAACUUGAAUAGUAAACGUAUUGAAGAAAAAAGUAUCUGCUUAUGUUAUAUUUCUGUUGAUGAUGGAUACUGGCACAUGGCAAAGGUUUCACGAUAUGGUUCAUUGUCAAUAUUGCAACUGGAUGAUGGCGAAUUCUUAAGACGCAAUCAGACCUCAUUUUUUGAGGGGCAUCAGUGGCUCAUCAUUGAUAAACAAGAAGGUGCUCAUGCUGGUGGGAGGGCAGAGAAUACAGGCAUAAAUACGAUAGAAGUUUACUCUGACUACAGAAAUGGCUGUGUGGAUGAUAUUCGCCUGAAUGGAAGAAUUCUUCCCUUGCCUCCAGCUGCCAACAUCACUCAAUGGGGACAAGCAACAGUGGCUCUUAAUUUGGAAUUUGGUUGCAGUUUUUCUACAGACUGUAGCUUUACAAUUUGUACAGAACCAACAAAGUGCAGUGACACGUUAAAACAACACAAAUGUGUGUGCAGUGAUGCUCAGAUUUUAGCUGCAACCAGUAAGGAUUGCACUGAGAAAGACUGUGCAAGUACCUCUUGUGGUAAUACUGAGAACUGUCUGAAUCUUCAUUCCAAGUUCUAUUACGAAUGUCGGUGUCCUGAUGAUAUAACAACCAUGAACUGCAAAUUUCUUGGUGAUAAAGACACAUUUGGAAUUGGUGUUUGGGCUUUAAUAGCCUUGUUGUCUACACUUUUCUUAAUAUUAGUUCUGGCUGGAAUUAUUCUUAUUUAUAAACAUCACUACAACACUGAUCAGAAGAAACAGCAGAUAAAAAAUGAUGUACGAGAAAAUGUAAUUCAUUAUGAUGAUGAAGGUGUUGGUGAAGGUGAUAUGACUUCCUCCAAUGUGAAACCACUGAUGAGUCCUGUCAACGAAACUGAAAUUGUAGUAUCUUUUGAACUACACAAUCUACAACAAAACCAUGAAAGGACACUAAGAAGCAUUAUAAACAAAUACAAAGAUAAAACUGAUGCUGAAGUACAUUUGAAAACUAAUGACGACAUACAUAUCUAUUUCUGUGAAGGCAGCAGGAGUGUAUCAAGCUCUCUGUCAUCUUUAUGUACAGGUUCUGAAGACAAAGAACAAGAUCUGAAGUAUUUGAUUCAAAUGGGAUUAAUCAAAUCUGAACAAGGCAGAAGAACAACAUAGUGACCAUCACAAGAUACUUGCAUGUUUCAGUGAGUGAUAUGGAACUUUACACGAAUUCUACUUGUAACUCUGUGAGGGCCACAUCAAAGUGCAGCGUACUACAGCAUGUGCAUUGUUUCCAGAAUAAAGUGCCUCGAACUGUAACUCUGUAAAAACUU
This is a messenger RNA of Schistocerca piceifrons (Central American locust), 4496 nucleotides long. Its product is annotated as neural-cadherin-like. Gene Ontology annotation, biological process: homophilic cell-cell adhesion. Gene Ontology annotation, cellular component: catenin complex; plasma membrane. The transcript is spliced from 23 exons. The record is from RefSeq and is a predicted model, not a curated record. Lineage: Eukaryota; Metazoa; Arthropoda; Insecta; Orthoptera; Acrididae. Gene Ontology annotation, molecular function: calcium ion binding; cadherin binding.